This is a messenger RNA of Penicillium maclennaniae, 4683 nucleotides long. RefSeq lists its product as uncharacterized. The record is from RefSeq and is a predicted model, not a curated record. NCBI's taxonomy places the organism in Eukaryota, Fungi, Ascomycota, Eurotiomycetes, Eurotiales, Aspergillaceae. Gene Ontology annotation, biological process: regulation of ARF protein signal transduction. Bases 1 to 4683 code for a protein of 1560 amino acids. The transcript has 6 exons. Gene Ontology annotation, molecular function: guanyl-nucleotide exchange factor activity.
AUGCUCGAUUCCACCAUGUCCGAACCUCUAUCCAUAGCCAUCGAUCCCGUGGCCCUGGUGACCACAGAAUGCAUCACCGUCACCUCGUCUAUGCGGAAGCAUGCCCGAUGGGCGCACUCCUCCGUCUCCGCCAUCCUGGGCGGCAAUGGAGCGUCUCGUGUCUAUGAGCGGGAUACUUCUGCACCCUCCAGCCCGCGCAAGAGCAGCCAAUCACCCCGGGUCGAUGAUGACCAUGCUCUGGCAAAUCGAUGGGGCCUACGUGGGAAAAAGGGAAAGAGCAUGCAGGACAACCCGUUGAUAUCGGCCUUCACGCGCCUGCGGAAUGACCUCAAGGGCUGUAAAGACAUUCGCACUUUUGAUACCCCAGCCCUCCUUCAUCCGUUCCUCCAGGUUAUUCGCUCCUCUUCGACUUCCGCCGUCAUUACUUCUCUCGCCUUGGUCGCCAUCACCAAGUUCUUCUCCUAUAACAUCAUAAAUCGAGACUCGCCUCGACUACCAAUGGCGAUGCAGCUCCUCUCCGCCGCAAUUACACACUGUCGAUUUGAGGCGAGUGACUCUUCGGCGGACGAGAUCGUGCUGCUCAGGAUUCUGAAGUUAAUGGAGAGCAUGCUCUCUCGGCCAGAGGGAGAACUGCUGGGUGACGAAAGUGUCUGUGAGAUGAUGGAAACGGGAUUGAGCAUGUGCUGUCAAGGCCGCUUAUCAGAGGUGCUCCGCAGAUCUGCCGAGAUGGCCAUGGUCAACAUGUGUCAGGUCAUUUUCAUGCGUCUGUCGCACCUAGAUCAAGCGGUCACACCAGGACCAGCUUCAUUUGCGGAUGAGAAUGUCAAACACGAGAUAAAAAAGUUGAAAAUGGAUCCCUCUGUCAAUGGCGAUACUGUGACAUCGCAACACCAGUCCGCCAUGGGAUCAGACACAGCCGCCGCUGAACGUGGCAGCACCAGUCGGGAAGGGUCUCCCGAAAACUUAGGUAGUACAGCCGCUGCUGCUGCACCUCCGAACCCGGAAGAUGACACUGAGACCGAGGUCAAGCCGUAUUCUUUACCGUCUAUCCGAGAAUUGUUUCGCGUGCUGAUUGAUCUUUUGGAUCCUCACAAUCGACAACACACAGAUACCAUGCGCGUCAUGGCCCUUAGAAUCAUUGAUGUUGCCCUGGAAGUGGCUGGUCCAUCUAUCGCUCGGCACCCUAGCUUGGCUGCUCUGGCCAGAGAUGACCUUUGCCGGUAUCUUUUCCAGUUGGUCCGUUCAGAGCAAUUAGCCAUUCUCACCGCAUCUCUCAGAGUCGCGGGUACCUUGCUUUCGACGUGUCGGCCUGUGCUGAAGCUUCAACAAGAACUUUAUCUCUCAUACCUGGUGGCAUGUCUUCACCCCCGCGUCGAGAUUCCCCGUGAGGCUGGUAUCGACCCAUCGCUUUACGAGGGUGUUCCCCAUGCACCUAAGCUCGUGAAACAACCAUCAUCGCAGAGUAACAGUGGCAGAUCUACCCCAGUCCCCGUGAAAGAUCGACAAAAGCUAGGCCUCGAGGGCGGCUCACGAAAGCCCGAAGCCCGGGAAGCAAUGGUUGAGAGCAUAGGUGUCCUAUCGCGCAUACCUAGCUUUAUGACCGAGCUGUUUGUUAACUACGACUGUGAGGUGGACCGAGGAGAUCUGUGUGAGGAUAUGAUCGGAUUGCUCUCUCGGAACGCUUUCCCAGACUCUGCGACAUGGAGCACUACAAACGUUCCUCCACUAUGCUUGGACGCUCUGCUAGGCUACGUGCAGUUCAUAUAUGAUCGACUAGAUGAUGAGCCUGUGCAAGGAGACUACCCUCCCCAAGACCUCCUUCGCAGCCAACGAAAAACCAAAAAGCUCAUAAUCAAAGGAGCACAGCUGUUUAACGAGAGCCCUAAGCGCGGUAUUGCCUAUCUCGCGGAGCAUGGCAUCAUUGAGGACCCCAAAAACCCGGUGCAGGUUGCCCGAUUCUUGAAAGGGUCGGCGCGCUUAUCAAAGAAGGUGCUAGGUGAAUUUAUCUCCAAACGUGAUAAUGAGGAGUUGUUGGGCGCAUUUGUGGAUCUCCUAGACUUUUCAGGAAGGGAUGUGGUCGAAGCUCUACGAGAGCUGCUGAGUUCAUUCCGCCUGCCUGGCGAAUCAGCGCUUAUUGAACGAAUUGUGACGACCUUCUCUGAGCAUUAUACGGAGAAGGCGAAGCCUGACAAAAUUGCCAAUUGCGACGCACUCUACGUAUUGACCUAUGCCAUAAUCAUGCUGAAUACGGAUCUUUUCAAUCCUAACGUAAAGCCACAAAACCGCAUGUCAUUCCCUGCCUUCGCGAGAAAUUUGCGAGGGGUUAAUGGAGGCGGUGACUUUACCGAAGAAUUCCUCCAGGAUGUUUAUGACUCUAUUGCAGCGAAUGAGAUCAUUUUACCCGAAGAGCAUGACAAUAAAUCAGGUUUUGACUAUGCCUGGAAAGAGAUGCUUCUCAAAUCAUCCGGAGCUGGCGAGAUGAUUGUGGGCGAGACCAACCUCUAUGAUGCCGAGAUGUUCGAAGCUACCUGGAAGCCUGUGGUGGCAACUCUAUCCUAUGUCUUCAUGUCUGCUUCAGACGACGCAGUUUACUCCCGCGUGGUCAAUGGCUUCGACCAGUGUGCCCAGAUUGCUGCUCGUUACGGCUUGACCGAGGCAUUUGAUCGGAUCAUCUCAUCCCUUUCUUCUAUCAGUACCUUAGCGACGGCCAAGCCUCCAAGCACCGCGCUUAACACUGAGGUACAGGUAGGUAAGAAGAGUGUCAUGGUGAGCGAGCUUGCUGUGAAGUUUGGGAGGGAUUUCCGAGCACAGCUUGCUACUGUGGUGCUAUUCAAAGUUCUCGCUGGCAACGAGUCCACGCCCCAGCAAGGCUGGGAGCAUAUUGUUCGCAUCCUCAGUAAUUUGUUUAUCAACUCAUUGAUUCCGCCACUGGAUUCCAAGAUUACGGCCGAGCUUGAUAUCUCUCCAAUUCCGCUGCAACCUCCGUCCCAAGUUAUCGACCUUAUGCCGCCGAUGACCCCCCCGGAGCCGUCCGACGAAGAGCUGGACAACACGCUGUGCACGGUCGACUGCGUGACCGCGUGCGCGAUACCUGACAUCUUGAAUAAUAUCAAGUCGCUUCCUCUUUCAUCUCUCUCGAUGCUGGUUGAAGCUCUAUUGUCUCAGCUUCCCGAAGAGAACGCCCCGGCGGUCAUUGUGGUCAAGCCCGAGCGGCCAAGCCCUGUUUCGAGAUUCCCCAAUGCUCGCAUCGAUCCCAACCAACCUAAAUAUGAUCCCUCUAUGGUAUUUGAUCUGGAGUUGGCAACUGUUCUCACUCUCCGAGAUGAGAAGACUCUGAGUGCACUUGGUGAGAGGCUAGCUACGACUCUCCAGACCAUGGUGCGCGAUGCGAAGAACUUGCAUCCGCUGGGCCUCUCUCGCAUCGUUUCAUAUCUGCUCAGCCUUCUGCGACGCAGCCAUGACCAAGAUUUUAUGAGAGUACCCGUCGUGCUACAUACCAUCUCGGGUUACGACCAAGAUAUCCUGGAGACAGUUGCUGUACCGAUAGUGAAGGGUCUUGCUCGUUGUGUUAGUUACACACGUCGCCUUGGGAACGAGAUCACCAUUUCUCCGGACUUCUGGUCAAUUCUGCAGAGGCUGCACCAGCACGAAGAGGCCGCACCCAUGGUGUUUGAUUUGCUUCAAAGCAUCGCCGAAUCUAUGCCUGACAUUGUAACGCCCGACAACUACGAAUCUGCUGUGAACCUUGCGAACGACUUCGUCAGUGCUGGACACGUCGGGUCAAUUAACGAACGUCAGAGAGAUGUCCAGGCUCGCCGGACUAAGGGUGUUAAGCAGCCGAAACCUAUAGAAAACCCCAUCGUCGUGCGCGGAAUCAAGGCUAUCGGAUUAAUCUAUAAUUUGACUGGAAGGGUCCCCGCAUUGAUCAAGCAGUCUCAUCUUGAGGAACGGGAAGCAUGGGCUGCCUACUGGUCCCCCAUUUUCCAAUCCUUGACCAGCCAGUGUGUCAACCCCUGCCGCGACAUCCGCCACCACGCAAUCUCCACCUUGCAGCGAGCUCUCCUCUCAGCCGAUCUUGUCUCUAGUGACGACAAGGAGUGGUCCGCUAUAUUUGAUGAAGUUCUCUUCCCUCUCGUUCUUCGUCUUCUGAAGCCAGAGGUCUACCAUUCGGACCCUCACGGCAUGGGUGAAACGCGAGUUCAGGCCGCGACAUUAGUCUGUAAGAUCUUCCUGCGGUUCUUGGACCAGCUUCCCAACCGCGAGGGUAUGCUCCCUCUCUGGCUCAGGAUCCUGGACAUCCUUGAUCGCAUGAUGAACAGUGGCCAGACCGACAGCUUGGAAGAGGCGAUCCCUGAGAGUCUGAAGAAUAUUCUUCUGGUCAUGGCCGACGGCGGCUACCUUGUGCCUCCGUCGCAGGAUCCCAACAAAGAAGAAAUGUGGAACGAGACUCGCAAACGUCUUGGCCGAUUCCUGCCAGAUCUCUUUGCCGAGAUUUUCCCCGAGUCUGGCAAGGACGCAGAGAAAUCCCAGCCGGCUUCUCUUGUCAACUCUCCUGUCCAGCUUGCUAGCGAUGCGGACAAGAAAAGCGAAGAGACUGAAGCCCCAUCUGACGAUAUCGUGGAGGAGAAAGAUACCAGCAAUUCUGAUGGUCAAGCAGCCUCCCAGGUUGAUGCCACUUCGUAG